Medicago truncatula (barrel medic) is the source of this 2170-nucleotide messenger RNA. RefSeq lists its product as uncharacterized. The coding region runs from base 394 to 1758 and encodes 454 amino acids. The transcript has 2 exons. Lineage: Eukaryota; Viridiplantae; Streptophyta; Magnoliopsida; Fabales; Fabaceae. The record is from RefSeq and is a predicted model, not a curated record.
AGUGCAGUGCAGGAGAGAGAGAGAGGGACCUGACCUCAACUCAAUAGUAACAGAUACCGCCAACUUAGGUUCCCCAGCCACUACUCUAACGACCCUCCUAGCUGUACCCAGCUGUCUUCCACACCCACAAUUUCAUCACCCUACCCAUUUUCUCUCUUUCUUUUCCCCCCUUUACCCUUUUUUUUAUCUCUCUCUCUCUCACCUCUUCAACCUCCCUCAAGUCUAGUCUCAUCCCAACUAAUUCAAUUCUAUUCUCUACUAAACACAUCACAUUCUCUUGCUUUUUCCCAUUUCACCCUAAACACACACACUACUUCCACUGCACCGAAUGUUACUUCUACUUUUCUACCACCAUUAACACUCUUUCUCCAUUUUCUGAACCAUUUCACCAACAUGGAUCCCUGUCCGUUCGUUCGUCUAACCAUCGGAAACCUCGCCCUUAAAAUCCCUGUCGCCUCCAAACCUGCACGCUCCGUCGUGCAUCCUUCAUCUUCACCGUGUUUCUGCAAGAUAAAACUCAAGAACUUUCCUCUACAAACUGCUCUUGUCCCCUUCAUCCCUCACGAGAAUAAUUCCCCUGACUCACAAAUCCAACCGAUUGCCGCUUCUUUUCAUCUCAGUAAGGCUGAUCUUGACAGGCUCACCGGAAAAUCCAUAUUCGCCAAGAAACUUACCCUCAAAAUUGCGAUCUACACCGGUCGGAGUGGCACCACAUGCGGUGUUAACUCCGGGAGACUUCUCGGAAAAGUCUCCGUUCCGUUGAACCUCACCGGUACUCUAACGAAGGCCACUGUUUUCCAUAAUGGAUGGAUUACGGUUGGGAAGGAUGAUAAAGGCGGUUCUGCACAGUUUCACCUCAAUGUUAAGGCCGAACCUGAUCCUAGGUUCGUAUUCCAGUUCGACGGCGAGCCAGAAUGCAGUCCUCAGGUUUUUCAGAUCCAAGGCAAUAUUUCACAACCUGUCUUCACGUGCAAGUUCAGUUUUAGAAACAACAGUGGUGACCGGAAUCAACGUUCUAGAUCAAUGCAAUCAGAGGUAGGAGCUUCUAGAAGCUGGUUAAGUUCAUUCGGAAGUGAACGUGAACGUACAGGGAAAGAACGCAAAGGAUGGUCCAUUACGGUUCACGACCUUUCCGGUUCACCGGUUGCAGCUGCUUCAAUGGUCACACCUUUCGUUGCAUCUCCCGGGUCAGACCGGGUUAGCUGCUCAAAUCCCGGUUCAUGGCUUAUUCUUCGUCCUGGUGAUGGUACAUGGAAGCCUUGGGGAAGACUGGAAGCGUGGCGCGAACGCGGUGGCUCUGAUGGUCUUGGUUACCGGUUUGAACUUAUGCCGGACACUAACGGUAGCAUGAGUGCUGGUGGUAUUGUCAUUGCAGAGUCAACGUUGAGUUUGACUAGAGGAGGGAAGUUUGUUCUUGAUUUGAGUAGCCGUUGUGGAGGAGGUGGUGGUUCUAACGGUCGUGCGACGCCGGGAAACGCGACGUCGCCGGUUUGUAGUCCAAGGGGAAGUGGUGAUUAUGGUUAUGGGCUAUGGCCUUAUUGUAUGUAUAGAGGGUUUGUGAUGUCGGCGAGUGUAGAAGGUGAGGGAAGGUGCAGCAAACCUACGGUGGAGGUGAGUGUGCCGCACGUGAAUUGCACGGAGGAUGCUGCUGCUUUUGUAGCUUUAGCUGCAGCCGUUGAUUUAAGUGUGGAUGCUUGCAGGCUAUUCUCUCAACGGUUAAGGAAAGAGCUUUGUCAGCAAAUGGAUUUAGUUGGAUGAUUUCUAUGUUUAUGUCUUUUUCUUUUGAAUUUUUUUAAUGGGGUUGUUGAUUUUGAGUGAGUGAGGCAUUUUACUCGUACUAACAAACAACAAUUUACAGGCUGUACAGGAAUGGGGUAGAGCAGUGGGGUUUUGGAUUCACGUGUGGUUUUUCUUUGAUUUUCUGUCUUUUUUUUUUUUGUUAAUUAUGGGAAAUCAAGAAAAGCUUUUUUUUUUAUGUGUUUAACCAUUUUUAUUUUUUAGAACUGUUGCACGGACUCAUAGCUCAUGUGUUUGUGUGCUUUUCUUUUGUUUUUUUGGUGUAUCUUUGAUUCCUUCAGUCAUGUAAGGCUUAAGCUGUAAGUACUUGGACCGGUCAAUGUUCUUUGAAUAUAUAGUUCACCAAAUUCAUAGCUGGCUAUCUGUUUUUUUA